Molecule: messenger RNA, 6124 nt
Organism: Linum trigynum
Lineage: Eukaryota; Viridiplantae; Streptophyta; Magnoliopsida; Malpighiales; Linaceae
Source: the annotation of a GenBank genome assembly
CUCAUACAUUAUUCUGAUGUUGUAUAAUUUUCUAUGUUAAAUAUCAUUUUAAUUUUCUAAUAUUAUAUUGUAGAUGUUCCAUAUUAAUUGAAUUUACUAAUUCUAAUUCUCUUCCUAUAGUCGUAUUUUAUUUUCUAAAUUUGUUACAGAAUAUUAUAGCUUCUAUUUAUUUAUUACUUGGUUACUUUAGUUCACUUUUCGUUCUAAAUUUUUUCAAUUACUGAAAUAUGUUUAAUUCUUUCUGACUGUGUUCCAUUUAUCAUUCUUUGUUCUUGAUGUAUUGAUGAUCGAUUAGGUUAUAUUUUAACUAUUUUAAUGAUACUUCUAAUUAGAUUAGCAAUUUAAAUAUAUCUUCUAAUAUUAUAAAUAUUUAUUAUUAUAUUCUAUAUAAUUAUUCUUCUUCUUGAUAUUUGUUUAUUAUUUUUACUAAUUUAUCUAUUUUAUUGACAAUUUUGAUUAGUCAUUUUAGUAAUAUUAUGUUUAGAAGGUUUUUUAAUUUCUAUAUUAGAUAAAAACUUGUUGAAAUAUAGUUUUGGAAGUUUUUAAAAGUUUUGGGUACAAAAAAGUAAUUAAAAUUUUCGGUUGGAUGGAAAACUAGACGGAUGCACAUUUUGGCGACUUUAAUGGUACCCGACGCCCUAUUCAAACUUAAGUGAUAUGUCUGCCCCAAUUCUCAAACUUAAGUGGUACUCGAGAUAUUUUACCCUUGUUUUCCCAUAGCUACCCAUAAAUUGUGAAAUGAUUUUUUCACAUGAAAAUGGAAUGACAAGUGAACACGUUUUUUCAUUUAUGUUUCAUGAUUUAUAUUGUGACAACAAAAAAUAAGAAAAACGAAAUGGCAAGUGAACGGGCAUGAGUGCAUGACGUUGCGUCCAUCUUGCGGGCGUAAUAGAGUUGAUUUAUCAUUUAUAGAUAUAGUCCUUGUAAUAUAGUAUGUUUGUACCUUGGGUUAUAAUUUAAAUACACACGAUUCUCAUAAACCUUGCAGCCAAUAUAUCGAAUUUUGUUCUCAGCCUUGAGAAACCAAUACGUUUCGAUUUUGACGUUUCGAUUUUCUGAAACGCGUUCCCUUUCGAUUUCUCAAACGGUAAGCAAAGCGCGAUAAAUUGCCGUGAUGGACAUGUCGGCGAUAUAGCACGAGAUGCAAUAAACAUUACGAGAUUAGAGGAUAUUUUGUGCUUAAUAUCCCGAAACGGCUGUCCCCAAAAUUUCCCCUGGCUGACUCUGCCCUAAUUUCCCCAAAUCCUGAAUCCUUUCAGAGUAUAUUAUCACCCGCCAUCUCCAAAUUUCGGUUCUCUCUUUCGGCAUAUUCUUUCCUCCCAGGGAGGACGAAACCUUUUCUUGCACGGAGUAGCUUCCUUCCGUCGAUCGAUCAGGCUAAGCGACUGUUAAAAUUUGGAGAUUCACAUCGGUGGUUGAACCAGAUAGAGAGAAGUCGACGAGCACCAGCCGCCGCCAACAAUGGGAGUUCCCGCGUUCUACCGUUGGCUGGCCGAGAAGUAUCCGAUGGUCGUGGUGGACGUAGUCGAAGAAGAGCCGGUCGAGAUCGAAGGCGUGAAGAUUCCCGUCGACACCAGCAGGCCCAACCCCAACGAAAUCGAGUACGACAAUUUGUACCUCGACAUGAAUGGGAUUAUCCAUCCCUGCUUCCAUCCCGAGGAUAGGCCGUCGCCGACUUCUUUUGAUGAAGUGUUCCAGUGCAUAUUCGACUACAUUGAUAGGCUAUUCGUGAUGGUGAGGCCCAGGAAGUUGCUGUACAUGGCAAUUGAUGGGGUUGCUCCUCGUGCAAAAAUGAAUCAGCAGCGGUCUAGGCGUUUUAGGGCUGCUAAAGAUGCUGCCGAUGCGGCAGCAGAAGAAGUUAAGCUCAGAGAAGAGUUUGAGAGGGAGGGAAGGACGCUUCCUCCUAAGGAGGAGUCUCAAACCUUUGAUUCAAAUGUCAUUACUCCUGGAACUCCAUUUAUGGCAGUUCUCUCUGUUGCAUUGCAGUAUUAUGUUCAUUUAAGACUCAACAAUGAUCCUGGAUGGAAGAAUAUUAAGGUUAUUCUUUCGGAUGCAAAUGUUCCUGGUGAAGGAGAACACAAGAUUAUGUCUUAUAUACGUCUGCAAAGAAAUCUUCCUGGUCAUGAUCCAAAUACACGCCACUGCCUGUAUGGGCUGGAUGCUGAUCUAAUUAUGCUGGGACUGGCUACACAUGAAGUUCAUUUCUCGAUUCUUAGAGAGGUUGUGUUCACUCCGGGACAAGACAAAUGUUUUAUAUGUGGUCAAAUGGGUCAUUUUGCUUCAAAUUGUGAGGGAAAGGCAAAGAAGAAGGCUGGUGAAUUCGAUGAGAAAGGUGAAGCUGCUGUACCUAAAAAGCCAUAUCAGUUUUUGCAUAUAUGGAUUCUGAGAGAGUAUCUGGAAUAUGAAAUGCAAAUCCCCAAUCCUCCAUUUGAGAUUGAUUUGGAGCGAGUCGUGGAUGAUUUCAUCUUUAUAUGUUUCUUUGUUGGAAAUGAUUUCCUGCCACAUAUGCCGACUCUAGAGAUUCGUGAGGGUGCCAUCAAUUUGCUGAUUGCCGUGUACAAGAAGGAAUUCAAGUCAAUGGGUGGAUAUCUGACUGAUGGUAGUAAGCCAAAUUUAAGUAGGGUGGAACAUUUUAUUCAAGCAGUAGGAUCAUUUGAAGAUCAGAUAUUUCAGAAAAGAGCCCGGUUACAGCAGCGUCAGACUGAAAGAAUCAGACGGGAGAAGGCGCAGGUGAAAAGAGGCGAUGAUGCUGCACCUUCAGUUCAACCUGAGUCUUUGGUUCCAGUUCAUAGAUUUCAUGGUUCUCGUCUAGCAUCAGCUCCACUUCCAUCACCGUAUGAGCGAAGCUCUGGAAGUUCAAACGGGGAUACUAAAAGGAAACAUUCUGGGCCUUCUAAUGAUGAAGGAUCCCCUGGUCGAGCUCAUAAAGUUGCCCGGUUGUCUUCAGUAGCCAAUAUUGGUGCUGCCAUUGUGGAAGCUGAGAAUAGCCUGGAAACAGAUGUACAAGACAACAAAGAUGAUCUCAAAACCAAGUUGAAGGAGUUACUUCGUGAGAAAUCUGAUGUUUUUAACACAGAAAAUGGAGGAGAUGACAAGAUUAAACUUGGUGAGCCUGGAUGGAAGGAGAGGUACUAUGAAGAGAAAUUUUCUGCCCAAACGCUCGAUGAACUUGAAAAUGUUCGAAGAGAUGUUGUUUUAAAGUAUGUGGAAGGUCUAUGUUGGGUAAUGCAUUAUUAUUACGAAGGAGUUUGUUCAUGGCGCUGGUUCUUUCCUUAUCAUUAUGCACCCUUUGCUUCUGAUCUCAAGGAUCUCGGUCAGUUGGACAUCACAUUUGAUAUGGGUUCUCCUUUCAAGCCAUUCAACCAGCUGUUGGGAGUUUUUCCUGCUGCAAGUGCCCAUGCUCUUCCUGUAGAGUACAGAAAAUUAAUGUCAGAUCCAACCUCACCUAUUAUCGAUUUUUACCCAGUUGAUUUCGAAGUUGACAUGAAUGGGAAACGAUAUGCCUGGCAGGGUAUUGCGAAACUCCCAUUUAUCGAUGAGACUCGACUUCUUGCAGAGGUUGAGAAGGUUGAGCAAACUUUAACGGAUGAGGAAGCAAGGAGGAACAGUUUUAUGUUUGACAUGCUUUUCGUUUCUUCAUCUCACACCCUGGCCCAAUGUAUAUACUUGCUCGACAAUAAAUCAAAGCAAAUGACAAAUAAUGAGAGGAUUGGAAUCAAGGAAUGCAUCAACCCAGAAUUGAGUGAUGGGAUGAAUGGCUAUAUCUCCCCUUGUGCUGGAGAUACUCACCCUCCAGUGUUUAGGUCUCCAGUCACUGGCAUGGAAGACAUAUUGGACAACGAAGUCAUAUGUGCUAUUUACAGACUACCUGAUCCCCAUAAACACAUCACUCGACCUCCUCCUGGUGUCACAUUCCCCAAAAGGAUUGUGAGCUUGCAAGACAUGAAACCUGAUCCGGUUCUGUGGCACGAAGACUCUGGGAGAAGGCCUUAUGACAGGCAUAACAAUAGUAAUAAUAAUAGCAAUGGAAACUACUCUGGCCGCCAUAACAAUAACAACAACGGGAACAUAUCUGGCCGCCAUCUCGGCGAGGCGUCUCAUCGGCUUGUCACCAAUAGUUUGCAGAUGAACAGACAGGGAAACCAAUACAACAACCAUGCACAACAUGGUCGUGCACAAUCUUAUGAUGCUACGCCAUCAUAUGCUCCUCGAAACUCAUCCUACUCGAAUGGAUCUCAUCAUGAAUAUUCACAUUCUAGGCAUCAGCAGUCUACACCUCCUUAUCAACAAAGGUAUGAUCAGUCUCGUGGGUCCAACCCCCGGUAUGGAGGCUCUCGAUCUUCAUAUGAGAGAGAGGACCACGGUGGAGGAUAUUAUCCACAAGGCGGGUUUCAUCAGCAAGGCAACCCCCGUGGAGGUGGAUAUGUUCCUCAGCCAGUAGUAUCCCCGCCGAAUGGCGGUGGUUAUGAUGCAUACCAGAGUCGCCAGCCAGCAGGCACACAGUGGGGCGGCGCUCCAGCUGCACCACCAGUCAACCAGGCCGUUCCUUAUGGAUACGGUCACCACCAUCAUCAACAGCAUGCUGGUGGAAACAGGUUUGCUGCCUUGGACCAUAGAUCAAACCGAGUGCCACCACCACACCAUGCAAGAACUCAUCACGAACAGCCGCCGCCUCCUGGAGCUGAAAAUAGGAGGCAACAGUACCCGCCACACAAUGCUGCCCCUCGCAGGCCAGCACCCCCACCCGGGUACAGCAGGCGGUAGGAAAAUACGGCAAUGGCGUUUGUGAUUCCAAUGCUGUAAUGUCCCCUCCUUUUUUUUUUUCUUCCUUAAGUUUUGGUUGCAGUCUUUUAGUUAUGGUCUUGCUACAUUUGUUGUGUAUUAUUGUUGUACCCCCAAAAACUCAGAAUAAGCAGGUGUCGAAGGACGUCAUUCAUUUGGGUUUAGUGCAUCUGCUAUACUUUGAUGUUCAAUAUCUUCAUAAUCAGAUAUUAAUGAUUAGUAUAGACUAAAGAGAUUGUCUUUUGUCCCUGGUUUUUAUAUCUAAUUAUCAUCAUUUGGAAGAGAAAAGGAUCACCUCUUUCCUUGCAUCUUGCUGCUAUUGAAUGGUAAAGAACCCAGAUGCUAGCUAAGCUAACCACUGCCCUACAAUUGGAGCUUCAUGCAGCUAGCUAGGGUCAGCCAGCCAUUAUCUUGGAAUGUGGACAUGUUUUUGCCUCAACUUUUAUGGCAAAAACCAACCAGAGACUAGCUAGUGCUUCCCCCUUUGGUCAUUUCAUCAUCAUAACAGACAGACAGCCAGCCAGCCAGCAGGUAAGGUUGGAGGGGAGUCGCCAUCCAAAUUUCUUGCCCGCACGAAUGAUCAUAAAUUAUUUAUAUGCAUGUUCAACAGCAAAAAAAAUGGAAGAAUGGAUCAUGAUGACAAUUGACAACCAUAAAAUAAAUGUGAUCCCUACCACAUGCGCGUUAACAAGAAGGGCUUUCACCUCUGCCUCGAUCGAUCUGAGAAGAGCAUAUGAGAGUGUGAAUACUCUUUUCCUUCACAAGUUGAUGUUUGUCUAAUUGAUGAAAUUAAAUUGUUGACAAAGCAAAAAAGAGGGACGACAGAUAGAAUCUACACAGAUACAAUAGCAAGGGACAAAGUUGGCGAAUGGUGAUUGACACUUUUGUGUGUAAUUUAAGUGUAGGCGGCAGAAAUGAGUAUGAAUGAGCUGUACGUGCAUGGGCAAGCUAGCUAGCUAGGCUACUUUGUAUAUGAUUUGAUAUUUAUGUUGCUCAGUUGCUGUCCUGAUGUGACAAGUUAAAGUUCAUAAGGUAUCCCCACGUAAUAUCAACCCGGUUACGGUGCCACCACGUGAUCACGGGGCGUAUGAUAACGUUGAAUCUAGCACGAGCGAUUCAUGAUUAUUGAAUAAUCGUCCACCUCCGAUUAAGUACAUGUGAAUAUGUGUUCAGAAUGCAUCGUUGAGAACAAUAAUUUUUCCGCUCCACACGUCUCCUAUCCUAUUGCACUCAAAGGAGCCUUGGAUCGGGGUUUUAGACCUAAGUAAAGGUUACUUUCUUAGGAUUGUCCUCUAUUACCUUAAAGAUUAUAGAUGGUUAUCAAUAAAUUAAAUUUCAGAGU